Messenger RNA from Myotis daubentonii (Daubenton's bat), 3141 nucleotides. RefSeq names its product lipin 3 (gene LPIN3). Gene Ontology annotation, biological process: triglyceride biosynthetic process; positive regulation of transcription by RNA polymerase II; fatty acid catabolic process. NCBI's taxonomy places the organism in Eukaryota, Metazoa, Chordata, Mammalia, Chiroptera, Vespertilionidae. The record is from RefSeq and is a predicted model, not a curated record. Gene Ontology annotation, cellular component: nucleus. Gene Ontology annotation, molecular function: phosphatidate phosphatase activity; transcription coactivator activity.
CCUGGGCUCGUGGAAGGGGCGGAGCCGGGAUCUCUCCCGGUCCUAGAGGAGGCGGAAGUGCCAAGCGAGUGCGGGGCCAAGGACACUUACCCGCUGACCCUGUGCACUCAGGUAGAGGCGGCGGCUCCGGGUCCCGGUGGUCCAGUGGGCAGCUCCAGAGGCAGGGCCCAACCCGGGCCUGCGAAGAGCUCUACACUUCUCACAAGCUCCCAGGAGACGCUGGUGCUGCUGGGGAUGGAGCACACUUUGAGUGGCAAGAUGUGGGCAUCGGCACCUGGAGAAGGGAGGCAGCUGUCCAGGAGCCUCAUGGCUGCUCAGUAGGUGAGCCAGAGCUAGAACCCACGUCUGCUGGCACCCCUCCCAUCCUGUGACUUCGAAGGCGCUCCGAGGGCGACACACUCCCCAGCCAUGAACUACGUGGGCCAGCUGGCGGGGACCGUGUUUGGGACGGUGAAGGAGCUGUACCAGGGCCUGAACCCGGCCACCCUGAGUGGUUGCAUCGAUGUGCUGGUGGUGGAGCAGGUGGACGGCUCCUUCCAGUGCUCGCCCUUCCACGUGCGCUUCGGCAAGCUGGGUGUCCUGCGGUCCCGGGAGAAGGUGGUGGACAUCGAGAUCAAUGGGGAGCCCGUGGACUUGCACAUGAAGCUGGGGGACAGCGGGGAGGCCUUCUUUGUCCAGGAGCUGGAGAGUGAUGAGGAACACGUGCCCCCCCGCCUGUGCACGUCACCCUUACCUUGGGGAGGCCUGUCUGGGUUCCCCUCGGACUCCCAGCUGGGUACAGCCAGCGAAUCCGAGCCCAUCAUCAUGGGUGUGGCCUCCACGGGAAGGAAGAAGAGGCUUCGUAGGAGGAAACCCAGGUGGAAGGAGGACACGGUGGCGGACGAUUCUAGUUCUGAGGAGCUGGAGGCAGGUGCUGAGAGUGAGCUGUCCCUGCUGGAGAAGCCGAGGCUGGAGACCACAGGAUGUGUGGAGACCAGCAAUAUCCAGUUGGAAGAGGAGUCCUCGUCACCGCCUACAGACAUCUACCCCUACUCCGAUGGCGAGUGGCCCUCCCAGACCAGCCUUUCGUCAGAAGGGCUAACAUCCCCUAAGAGUGACUCGGAGCUGGAGGUGAAGACCCCGGAGCCCAGCCCCCUGAGAGCUGAGUCGCACAUGCAGUGGGCCUGGGGGAGGCUGCCUAAGGUGGCCAAAGCUGAGAGGCCCAUGUCCUCGAUGGUCCCCGAUGGCAGCACUGGAGCAGCCUCAGCUCAGGGAGAGCCCAGCACCCCUGACCUUCGGCCUGACACGGAGGUGCCCACUCUGAUGGGUCCCCCUCUCCCUGCCCCCGAGAGAGAAAAAAACAAGACUCAGAGAUCCGGGGAUGCGGGUCUCUCUCCUGCCUCAAAAUCAUGGAGCUGGGCUGCUCUGGAGGGUCCGGCUCCCACAGGGCCGCCAGAGGGGUUCUCCAGGAGGAAAGGCUCCCUGAAGAGAAGCCAGCACCUGGGCCCCAGUGACAUCUACCUGGAUGACUUGUCCUCUCUGGACUCUGAGAAUGCAGCCCUUUACUUCCCCAAGAGUGACUGUGGGCUGGGGCCCAGGAGGUGGAGUGAACCUGGUAGCCAGAAGCCAAUGGGGGACCCCAACCCCGAACAGGAACCAGAACCCACUCCGGACACAGUGGACACGAUAGUGCUGUCUCUCUGUGGAGGACUGGCUGACAGCCGGGACAUUUCCCUGGAGAAGUUCAACAGGCACAUAGUCUCCUACCAGGACCUCGUCCAAAACCCUGGCCUCUUGGACGACCCAAACCUGGUGGUGAAAAUCAAUGAGAAGCACUAUAACUGGGCUGUGGCUGCCCCCAUGGUCCUCUCCCUCCAAGCCUUUCAGAAGAACUUGCCCAAGAGCACCGUGGACAAGCUGGAGAAGGAGAAAAUGCCCAGGAAGGGUGGGCGGUGGUGGUUUUCCUGGCGACGCAGGGACUUCCCGGCCGAGGAGAGAAGUGCCCCGAGGGAGAAGACCACAGCCAGGGAGGCACGGGGGGAGAAGACUGAUGUCCUGAGUAGCGAGGAUGACGCCCCUGAGAGCCCUGUCAUCCUUGAGGCUCCCUCCCUGCCGACCUUGCCUCCAGCCUACUCUCCUGCCUACAAGAAGUCCCUCCGCCUCUCCUCUGAUCAGAUCCGGCAGUUGAACCUGCAAGAAGGUGCCAACGAUGUGGUCUUCAGCGUGACAACCCAGUACCAGGGUACCUGCCGCUGCAGGGCCACCAUCUACCUGUGGAAGUGGGAUGACAAGGUGGUCAUCUCGGACAUCGAUGGUACCAUCACCAAGUCGGACGCUCUGGGCCACAUUCUGCCCCAGCUGGGGAAAGACUGGACGCACCAGGGCAUCACGAGUCUCUACCACAAAAUCCACCUCAACGGGUACAAGUUCCUGUACUGCUCAGCGCGGGCCAUUGGCAUGGCUGACCUCACCAAGGGGUACCUGCAGUGGGUGACCGAGCGGGGCUGCGGCCUCCCUAAGGGCCCCAUCCUGCUAUCUCCCAGCAGCCUCUUCUCCGCCCUGCACAGGGAGGUGAUUGAGAAGAAGCCAGAGGUGUUCAAGAUUGCCUGCCUGAGCGACAUCCAGCAGUUGUUUCUGCCCCACGGACAGCCCUUCUACGCCGCCUUUGGGAACAGACCCAAUGACGUCACUGCCUACCGGCAGGUGGGCCUACCUGAAUCUCGGAUCUUCACAGUCAACCCCCGGGGAGAGCUCAUCCAGGAGCCCAUGAAGAACCACAAAUCCACGUACAAGCGGCUCAGCGAGGUGGUUGAGCUCCUCUUCCCGCCCUUGGACCGUGGCCCCAGCACAGACCUGGCCAACCCUGAAUACAGCAGCUUCUGCUACUGGCGGGAGCCACUGACCACUGUGGACCUUGACACCCUGGCCUGACACCCCUUCCUCCCUGGCCUGGCCCAGAACUGACUGGGAAUCCCAGGACAUCGGGCGUUGGAAGCUGGGUGCCACAGGACCAACCGGACGCGGAGGAAGGGGAGAUGAGGGCUGGUUGGCAACCUCUCUCCUCCCUAUCCUGUCUCUUGCCUCUGCCAGCGGAGCUGCAGGGGGUGGGGCAGCUGUUCCCGGCCUCAGCUGGCCUGUGGCAAUGAAAUGGCUGUCACCUGG